Molecule: messenger RNA, 5758 nt
Organism: Camelus dromedarius (Arabian camel)
Lineage: Eukaryota; Metazoa; Chordata; Mammalia; Artiodactyla; Camelidae
Gene: OSM
Product: oncostatin M
Exons: 5
Coding region: 4140-4715 (191 amino acids)
Biological process (GO): oncostatin-M-mediated signaling pathway; immune response
Cellular component (GO): extracellular region
Molecular function (GO): oncostatin-M receptor binding; cytokine activity
Source: RefSeq, a predicted model, not a curated record
GUGACUUCGGCGUACUCAGAGGCCAUGGUGGCUCCCUAGAAAAGCCAGCGAGGGGCCAGGCCUCUGGCAGUGCGCCCGCCCUGCCCCUGGGAACCUGGGGACUGCAGAUCAAAGGAGCAAGGAGCACAGGCCAGCUGGUUUGUUUUCCAGGAAAGUGUUGAAAUCUGCAGUGAGUGAAAGAACAGAUUUUGGAUUCAUUUUAGAAAAAUCAUCAUAAAGGAAAAAGUCAGCGUCUUUAGAAUUGAAGCUUCCUAAAAAAAGAUCACAUGCCUUGGUUUAUUGGAUUAGUUGAGCACCUACUACGUUCCCGGGUCUGCUGUGCUCUGAAGACAGGCAAUGGGGAGCCACAACCACAGUGCACACCUUCUUGGAAUUUACUGUCUGGCUGGGGAGAAAACCCCACAGUUGUAAAAGUUUACAACUCUGAAGAAUGGUACAAAGAGGGGUACAUCGUCCUCUGGGAGGGCCAGCGGGGCAGGGACCAGCCUGGAGGAAAGUCAGGGAGGACUUCCCUGCAGAGGUAAGGCUCAGACUGAACCUUGAUAUCUGGAUGGUAGUUCAGUAGGUGGACUGAAGUGGGUCUGGCAUGGGCAAAGGUCCUGGGGUGAGAGCUUGGCUCCUCUGAGGGACUGAGGAAGGUCAGAGAAAGCAGCGUGCUAGAGAGCUGUUGGGUGAGGCUGAGGAGGUGGGCAGGGCCUGGUGGCUGUGGUAAUAAUGACUUUGGCCUUGACCAAAUGGCAACAGGAAGCCAGGGGAGUGUUUUAAGCAAGAUGUUGGGACCAGGCUGUGCUGUGCAAGGCCCUCUAGAGACGUUGCAGUGGCUGCAGAGCUGUCUUGUGGGUGGCUCAGUUUCUCCAUCCCUCCCUGCCCUCCUCCCUCUCUGUUCAACUUCCAGCCAUGCCUGCCAUUCUUAAACGGGGCCCAGGAGGGCCUGUCUGCACAUCAGCCCAUGAGUUCUCUGGACGUGGAAUCUGUAGCAUCUCUUUUCUGCAUUUCUGCCAGUGAGACCAGAGUUGUCUUUUCCAGACCCGCAGAAAUGCUGACCUCCUCCCCUAAGCCCUCCCAGUGGCGCCCUCACCCAGGGCAGCCGCCCCCGCGGGAGUUAACCUCCUGUCUCCCCACUGGUUUCAUCUACUGGGUGGGGAAAACGACUUCUGCCUCAUUAGGUGGUUUUGAGGAUGCAGGGAUCCAGCCCCUGUGAACAGCUCAGAAGCGGGCUGGGAGCAGAGAAGAGCUGCAGAAAUGUGCCCAAUUCUGCCCACCGGGCUGACAGCAUGUGCCUGGGGCACCAAAACUUUUUUGGCAAGAAUGUGAUGUUUCAAAAUAGGCAUUGGAAUGUUGUCAUCAUGAGAAAAGUCAGGGCUCCCCUGGAUUUCCUGAUGCUAUUGAAUGUUUAGGUUUGCUUUUCUUUACGUGACAUCUCAGUGCUUAGAGCCGCCAGGGGACCCGUCAUCUGGCCUGUCCCCGCAUCUCACAGAGGGGACCCUGGGCUCAGAGAGGGCGGCCCCAGGGGCGGGGGUCAUCCACAUCCCCGUCUGCUGGUCAGAGUAGACCAAUCAGCCCCCACCGGCCUUCCCCUCGACCUGGGGGGUCCCUGCUGGGGGGCCUGGUCUGGGGCCUACAGCUGGUGUGGGGCAGAUGGUAAGAGGUUCCUGCACAGACGUGAGUUUCUUUCCAUCUCUGCACUUCCCUGAAUAGGUGUUCUGGCCCCUGGAAGGGGGAUCAGUUGCCCAAUUUGGAGGAGCCACUGGGUGCAAGGGGGCAUGACGUCCCAGCCCUGGGGACACACCAGGCCCGGGAAGGACGCUGCUGUAGGUUUUGAGUCACAGGAUCCCCCCGUCGAGGGUGACCUCGCUGACCUUAUGGGGGCCCUGGUAGCUCCUUGCUCACCCCGGGUUUAUGUAACAUGGUGUUUCCCAACUGUCCUCAGAGCCACCCUGUGACAUAAGCAGACGUGCACUGCUGUCUGCUGCAGCGGCCGGCGCUGGCCAGCAUCAUCCACUGCAUUACGCUGACCAUCCUGGAAGGUGGUGUUUGCCACUGUGUUAUUAAAAAUUGAGAUACAGUUCACAAACCAUCAAAUGCAUUAAAGUGGAACGUUCAGUAGUUUUUAAUUUAAUUUAAUUUUAAAAAUUAAUUAAUUUUAAUGGAGGCACUGAGGAUUGAUCCCAGGACCUCAUACAUUCUAAGCAUGUGCCCUACCACGCGUAGCAUGUUUUUUAGUGUACUCACAAGACUGUGCAGCCAUCUAAUUCAAAAACAGUUUCAUCUCCCCCAAGCUCUAUACCUGUAAGUUCUCCCCACUCAUCCGCAGAUCCCCCACCCCCUGGCAACCACAAGUCUACUUUUUGUCUCUAUGGAUUUACCUAUUCUGGACAUUUCAUACACACAGAAUCCCACGUGGCCUUUUGUGAUUGGCUUCGUUCACGCAGCGUAAUGAUUUGGGGUUCAUCCAUGUUGCAGCGUGUAUCAGGACCGCAUUCCUUUUUAUGGCUGAGUAAUAAUCUACUGUAUGGAUAGACCACAUGUUUUAACCCAUUACCUGUUGAUGGACAUUUGGGCUGCGUCUACGCUUUGGCUGUUGUGAAUAAAUGCUGCUGUGAACAUUUGCAUGCAAGCUUUUGCGUGAGUAUGUUUUCAGUUCUCUUGGACCUAUACCUGGGAAUGGAAUCGCUGGUUGUGUGGCCUUUCUAUAUUCACCAUUUAAGGAACAGACAUACUUUUUUCCAAAGCGGCGGCACCAUUUUACAUUCCCACCAGCAGUGUAUAAGGCCUCCAACUUCUCCACGUGCUCUCCAACACUUGUUAUUGUCGGUCUUUGAUUAUAGCCACCCUGGUGGGUAUAAAGUGGGAUCUCAUAGUUUUAGUUUUUAUUUUUGUUUUUAAGUGGCACUACUGGGUAUUGAACCCAGGACCUCGUGCAUGCUAAGCACACGCUUUACCACUGAGCUCUACCCCCCAACCCUGUCUCCUAGUUGGCUAAUGAGAUGGAUCAUCUUUUCAUAUACUUAUUGGCCCUUUGUGUCUGGUUUGGAGAACUGUAUAUUCACAUCAAUUGCCCAUUUGAAAGUGGAUUGUUGGUCUCUUAAUUGUUAAGUCGUGGCUCUGUGGUCUACAGAGGGGAAACUGAGGCUCAGAAAGGGGGUGUGACUGGCUGGGCCAAGAACACUGGGCCCUCAGGCAGACUGAGACCAGAAUCUGGUCUCCCGUCUCACUCUGCAGGUCUCUCCACCUGGUCCAGUGGCCUCCAGCCUCUGGUGCUGACCUGCCCCUUGGGCCGCACCAAAUCCUGCCCUUGAGUUGAAAGGGGGAAGGCUCCCCAGCCAGAGGGUGGGCCGGAAAGGCGAGGAAGCAGUAGUUCUGAGGAACCAAGCUGGCCCUCUCUUCCCCUCUGGAUCACGCGGACCUGGCUGACGUGGCCCAGCGAGAAGGGACAGCCUGGGCGCUGUGGUCGGGAGCCUAUUUAUACCGGCUGGGCCGUGUUGCAAGCUCUUCCUGCUGGCGAGAGGGACGUCACUGGGCGCUGACCUCACCAGAAACGCUGACGCAUCUUCCCUCACGCUUUGCUCGGAUGGGCUGUCGGGCCUCCUCACCUGUUGGGCCACUCCAUGUCCUCCUGCGCAUCACCCAGCUCCGGAUUGUCCCCUAGUGACCCCACUCCCUGCAGCCCUUGACCAUGCCCUCCCUCCUCUUGCAAGCGGUUAUGGGCUGAAUUGUGUCCCUUGAAUUCAUAUGUUGAAGUCACCACCCCCUGCCCCUCAGAAUGUGACUGUAUUUGGAGAUAGAGCCUUGAAAGGGGUGAUUAAGGUAAAAUGAGGCCAUUGGGUGGGCCCCGGUCCAAUAUGACUGGUGUCCUUAUAAGAAGAGGAGAUUAGGACACAGAUGCACACAGAGGAAUGACCGUGCGAGGAGACAGCGAGAAGGUGGCCGUCUAUCAGCCAAGGAGAGAGGCCUCAGGAUGAAACCAACCCUGCCAACACCUUGUUGUCAACUUCUGCUCCAGAACAGUGAGAAAACACCUGUCAUUUAAGCCCCCAGGUCUGGUCCUCGGACUCCUGUUCCUGAGCACGGCAGCCACUGGCAAGUGCUCGGGCAAGUACCAUGAGCUCCUCCAGCAGCUCCAGAGUCAGGCGGACCUCAUGCAGGACACCAGCACACUCCUGGACCCCUACAUCCACUUCCAAGGCCUGGAUCAGGCUGGACUGAAGGAGCACUGCAAGGAGAGCCCUGGAGCCUUUCCCAGCGAAGAUACCCUGCGGGGGCUCAGCCAGCGGGGCUUCUUGCGGACCCUCAACGCCACGCUGGGCCACGUCCUGCACAGACUGACUGCUUUACAGCAGGAUCUCACCAUAGCCCAGGACCAGGGGCGGAACAUUCGCGGCUUCAGGAGUAACAUCCAUUGCAUGUCCCAGCUGCUUCGAGGCUCCUCGGAGGUGGAGACAGCUGAGCCCACUCAGCCGGGCCCGGAGGCCACACUGCCGCCCACCCCCUCCUCAGACACCUUUCAGCACAAACUGCAGGGCUGCAGGUUCCUGCGCGGCUACCACCGCUUCAUGCACUCGGCGGGGCAGGUCUUCAAGGAGUGGGCGGAUAGCCGGAGCCGGAGUCGGAGCCGGAGACACAGGCCCCCCCGGGCUCUACAGAGGGGGGCCCGCAGGAUGCGACCCUUCAGGAGGGAUGAGAGACUCAUGCCCAGGGGCCAGCUGCCCCGGUAGCCUCAGGGGCGCCCCUGCCAGGUGAAAGGUCAGCAGGUACUCUGCUGCAUGGUGCUGCCCGGGGUCUCCCAACCUGCUCCUCUCCGUUCCCCACCUCUCAGAAGUGCACUUUAAGGGGUGGGGGCUGGGUAGCCCCUCUGCCUCCUUUGGGCUGGGUAGACAGGGUCAGGCUGCUGAGCCUUGUCCAGCCCUGAGUUCUCCAGCCCUGGUGGGGUGGCCGGGUCAGGUCCACAUGGGGCCAACUUUCCAUUGAUUCAGGGGUCUGAUGACACAGGCUGACUCAUGGCCAGACUGGCUGCCCCCCCUGCUCUGCUCCCCGGAGGCCGACCGGAUUGUCCCUCUCAUGACUUGUGGGGCUGUUGCCCCCAGACUUCCUCCUUUCCAUAGUGGCUUGGUUCGGAGGGGGAGGUCAGGGCCUGAGCUGGCCUCCUCUGCCUCAUCACUGCUCUCAGGCCAGACACCUGGGUGUCUGGGUGACCUCACUUUAGACAGUUGUGAUGGGAGCAGAGGACACAGAAGGAGCACUGAUCUGGGGGUUCCAAGGAAGGAGGCUCAGACCCCAAUUUGUUGGCCCCUAAAUUGCUGUGUAGCCUCAGUGAGGCCACUUUACCUCUCUGGACCUCAGCUUUCUCUUUGUGAUUCAGGGGGUUGGGACAUGUAAAUCCAUCUCUGUCUGUCAAUUGCUGGGAUUCUGUGACAUAGGUUAGAUAUCAAAUUUUCUCCAUACAUGGGGACAUGUGAUAUAAACGGACACUGGGUACAAACUGAGUUCUUUGCAGGAGACCUCCUAGUGCCUGGAAGUCUGGAUCCUGGGUCCUGGCUGCUCCCCCUGGUGGUGCAUUAUGGUAUUUUCUCAUGCUGAAACCAUUGCCCUCCGGGAGGGAGUCCCAGAAGCUGCUGGGCCAGUUCCUUGGAGGGACAUGACUAAUUUAUAGAUUUUUAUUAGUUUUUAUCUGUUUUUCCUAUUUAUAAGGCUUAUUUAUGAUGUGUAUUUAAUGUUAAUAUUUUGCCAACAUAUAUUUAAAACUUGCCUGGUUUCUAAA